CUAAUUGAGGAAACGCUCAGGGUCACCUUCAUCACCGACUGAGGACAGACUGAACUGAACAAGGAGAAAAGAGAGAAAACUGAGGAACCAGACGCUGGAACACAGACUGCUGCUGGAGGAAACACAAGGAACUCAAAGUGAAACUUCACUCAGAGACAAAAUGGCUUCCAGGUUAGAGGAGGAUCUCUGCUGUUCGGUCUGUCAGGACGUCUUUAAGGAUCCGGUUGUUCUGUCAUGUAGCCACAGCUUCUGUAAGGAGUGUCUGAAGAACUGGUGGAAAGAGAAACCAUCAAGAGAGUGUCCAGUUUGUAAGAGGAGAUCUUCUAAAGAUCUUCCACCUAUAAAUCUGGUUCUGAAGAAUCUGUGUGAGUCUUUCUUACAGCAGAGAGAGCUGAGAGCUUCAGUUCAUCUCUGCUCUCUGCUCUCUGAGAAACUCAAACUCUUCUGUCUGGACCAUCAGCAGCCAGGGUAUCUCACCUGCAGAGUUUCAGAAAAACACACCAAUCACAGAUUCAGACCCAUCAAUGAAGUUGUUCAGCAACACAAGAAGAACCUUCAGGAAACUCUGGAGACUUUAAAGAAGAAGCUGGAGCUCAGGAAGAAAGUUCAGAAGGAGUUUGAUCAGACAGCAGAACACCUGAAGGUCCAGGCCCGACACACAGAGAGGCAGAUUAUGGAGCAGUUUAAGCAGCUUCAUCGGUUUCUAGCAGAGGAAGAGGAGGCCAGGCUGGCUGCACUGAGGGAGGAAGAGGAGCAGAAGAGAGGGAUGAUGAAGGAGAAGAUGGAGGCUCUGAGCAGAGAGAUAGCAGCUCUUUCAGACACAGUCAGAGCCACAGAGGAGGAGCUGAGAGCUGAAGACGUCUCAUUCCUGCACAACUACAAGGCUGCAGUGGAAAGAGUCCAGCGCUGCCCCCUGCUGGAGGAUCCACAGCUGCCCUCAGGAGCUCUGAUAGACCAGGCCAAACAUCUGGGCAACCUGGCCUUCAACAUCUGGAGCAACAUGGAGAACAUGGUGACCUACACUCAUCUGGUUCUGGACCCAAACACGGCUGGUCCAGGACUCCAUCUGUCUGAAGAUCUGACCAGUUUGACUUAUGGAGAUUAUCAGCAGCUUCCUGAUAAUCCAGAGAGAUUUGAUUUACUGUGGGCUUCUCUGAGUUCUGAGGGUUUUAACUCAGGGAACCACAGCUGGGAUGUUGAUGUUGGAGACAGUGAAGCCUGGGAACUUGGUGUGAUAGAAGAGUCUGUUAAGAGGAAGGGAGGCAUAAAGUCUGGAUUGUUCUACAUAUGGUUCUCUUCAGAUAUAUACUCAGCAUGUUCUCCAUCAGCUCCUUUCACUCGUCUCUCAGUCCAGAAGAAUCUCCAGAGGAUCAGAGUGAAUCUGGACUGGGACAGAGGAAAGCUGUCCUUCUCUGAUCUGGAUACUAACACACACAUACACACCUUCACACACACCUUCACUGACAAGAUGUUUCCAUACUUCUGCACUCUUAAUACAUUAAAGAUUCUACCGAUGAAGAUCUCAGUGAUCAAACAGCAGCUCUGAUGAUCUCAGCAUAAAGAACAAAAAGUCCAAAUGAAACAUUAUUGAUCAGAUGAUUGAUUGGUUUUAUGAUUGAUAGUUUGAUGAAUUUCUUAAUAUCAUUUUUAAAAUCUGUUUUUAAUCAGGAAACUGGAGAUGAUCUGAUCAUCUGGGGACUUUUUCAUUUUUUCUGUCUUUUCCACUGUAAUGUUUUGAACGUUGUUUAUUAUUUACAACAACUUGAUGUAAAUAAAUUAU
Xiphophorus maculatus (southern platyfish) is the source of this 1780-nucleotide messenger RNA. Its product is annotated as nuclear factor 7, brain-like. The transcript has 3 exons. The coding region runs from base 161 to 1546 and encodes 461 amino acids. The record is from RefSeq and is a predicted model, not a curated record. Gene Ontology annotation, molecular function: zinc ion binding; protein binding. NCBI's taxonomy places the organism in Eukaryota, Metazoa, Chordata, Actinopteri, Cyprinodontiformes, Poeciliidae.